AUGUCCAGAGUACCGCCGUUUCCGACGAGUCGUCGCAGGUCACCGUCCAACGCAAAUCGUCCAAUCUCGCCGCCAAUAUCUGCACCAGGCUAUUCAAACACACGGCCUCUGCACAUUCCUCGAUCAUCGACACCCACCAACAGCAACGGCCCAUAUGUUUCGGGCUCGCCGCAACAGUAUGGCCUUCCACCAAACAGUGCACCCCUAGGCCCGUCGAGGCCACAGCGAUCAGAGCUGCGCGCAAGAGCAUCCGAUUACUCGUCUGACCGAGGCUCGGUCGUCUCAUCGGACGUGUACCGUGAAAGUAUGGCCGAGUCUGAAGCUUACAAUGUCAACCCAGCUCCCCCUUCACGAAGCAGAACACCUCGACAAGCAACUAGCCCGUAUUCUGCAAAUGGUGACAAUACAACGCCGACAUCGCUAAACUCUGCCCUGUCUGCAUUCAAGUCGGCCGUUGCUCGCAAGAAGACGCUCGAGUCGGACGAUGCAGAGUACUGGUCCAGGGAGCGAGAGAGAGAAAUCGAAGAAGAGAAGGCACGCCAACAGCGUAUUCGGGACAGGGUACCUGGCUUGAAUGUGGUCAAAGGAAAGAAGAGGGCAGGCGAAAUCGACGCUGUCCUGGAUCAAGUGAAAGAUGGAUGGGAGUUUGUUAUCGAUCCUGAAUUCAGUAAUGUGGAACUGGCGCUACAACUACUCGACCAAUCUGCGCUCGGAAAGGACAUGGAUUCUUUCAGGAACACUAAGCAGAUGCUUUCAAAGGCGUUGAAAGGGUCCGUAGAUAAACACUACCAGGCUUUCGCGGCCUCUCUUCCUCACCACGCGUCCCUCCUCAACCACCUUAACGACACCCAGCAACAGAUAUCACUGGCGAGAUCAGCAUUGACCGAAACCAAAGAUGCUCUGGGUAGCAAACGAACAGAUCUCGUCCAACUAUGGAACAGAGGCCAGGUGCUUGAAGAGAUGCUGCGCAUACUCGACCAAAUAGAAUACCUUAAAACGGUCCCCGAUUUGCUCGAGACUUUAAUGUCAGAAAAACGCCUAUUGCAAGCAUCCGUGCUGCUGGUCAAGAGCUUGAAGAUAAUUAACAACAGCGACAUGCAAGAAAUUGGGGCAGUUUCUGAUCUGCGAAGUUACCUUGUGGGCCAAGAAUCGGCUCUACGUGACAUCCUGGUUGACGAGCUGCAAAGCCAUCUAUAUCUCAAGUCGUUCUGGUGCGAGUCCAGGUGGGCUGCUUAUACUCCCAAUCAGCAAACACUGCCCAAAUGUGACGGUGACGGUGAUGAGCAAGUCCCAACGGAAGACCCAGCUUCUCCCACAUCACCCUCUUUCCGACCCUCUCGUUUAACGCGAUUCCUCAACGACCUCGCCCUCCGACCCAAUGAACCCCCGCUAGACGUAGGAGAUGCCUCCAUCAACCCUGGCGAGCGUUUACUCCUGAACACCGGUCCUUUCUCGACAUCCCACACCCAAAUGACAACGAACUCUAAUCCGGAGAGCGAUUCCUUCGCUUACAUGGAAACCCUACUAGAAUCGUUAGCCGUUCUAGGGAAGUUGGGAACUGCUCUGGACAGCAUAUCACAAAGGCUUCCUGGGGAGAUCUACAAUCUUGUGGACGCAACACUUGAUGAGGUUGAAGAACGAGCAGAAUAUGGUCGGAGACGAUCAUUGUUCUCACUACAUGGGAUGGGCACCAAGUCAGAAUCGGCCUUUAUCCUUGCCAAUGGAGGCAAGCUGUCCGAUGUCAAAGGCAAAAUUCCGGCUGCAGCGCUACGCCUUGCCGCAUUGGAAUCGUCAGCAAAACGGAUCGAUCAUGAAAUCCUCAGAGAUCUAUUCUGGACGCUGUAUUCCAAGCUGGAAGCCGUUGCUCAGGGUCUACGGGUCGUCUCCGAGGUCGCAAACCGAAUAGGUUCAAGAAGGGACUACCGUGAUUCGUCGGGGAGCAAGCCCAACUCACUGUUCCCUUUGACCGAGGUCUGGUCCCCGGUUCAGGCAGAGGUUAGACGCCUCAUUUCCGACUAUCUGACCGACGAACAACAAGGCUCCGCAGCAAGUCGCAACCCUAUUACCUCAAUCAACGAAAUUUUGAGAGAGGGCAAAUUCUCCAGGGACAAGAUCAAACCUGUAUUCCGCUUCUCGGAUACGGACGCCAAGUCACUAAUCAAAAUCCUGAAACCUCACGAAGAGGGACUGACUAGGGUUCUGAAAGACACGAUGCCCGGUCUAGCGCCCGCUGGAACUAGUGAUUCAGCAUCGUCCAUCAUAUCAUCCAAUGACGACCAUCUCCUUGGCUCCGACCAGCACCAUCGGCUCUUAAUCCGACCGGAUGCGUUCCACGUUACGAUUUUGUUCCAGCCUACGCUCAGUUUCCUAGAACGGGUGACAGAUAUUCUUCCUGCUGGAGUGGAGUCCGUUCGCACAUCUUCUGCUGUCCUCGAUGAAUUCGUUUUGAAGGUCUACCUUCCGCAACUGGAAGAACAGGUUCUUGACCUGUUCCAUGAAGCAGUCUCCGGUCCUGAUGCAUUCCAACCUGACCCGGUCUCCGCUCAACUCUCUCCCGAGCCUCUGGUGAAGGCUUCCAUGCAAUUGAUGGCUCUUGUUAACUCGCUUUGCGCGAUGCUUCAAACAAGCCCCUUCCAUCGAGAAAGCUACUCUCGACUAAUGCUCGGUGUGGUGAUCCAAUUCUAUCAACGAUGUAGCGAUCGAUUCCAAAUGUUGACAACCACAACAAAUGGGACCGAUGUUGCACUGUCUGCUCAGUGGGCCCAAAGGUCGGAACUGCAGCCGCCUCUAUCUGAACUCCGAAACACCGACGAAGCCUUUGCUUCCACGCAGCAACAAUUGUGCAAGCAGGAAACCAACAUUGAGUUGGAGCUAAUGAGACAGAAGACUAUCACCAAGGCAGACCUGAUCUCAUCCAACAGAAACCUUUCGGCACUGGCCAGCCUUUACCGGAGCGUCGCUUGGUUUACAGCGGAAUUGAACAGCUUAAAGGCGCGACCGGAAGAUGUUCUGUCCCCAAUGAGUCCUGGCACCUUAGAGCCUAUGACUGCAGCGACAGCUGUCACACCUUUCUUGCCCCCUCCACCGACGGACGAUGCAGACCUCAAACUUGCUCUGUCGAAAGAGAUGGCACUACGAUUCCAAGCUCUUCUGAGAACAUAUGACCAGCUAUCCAGUCUCAUCUUGGACACUCUUCGCAUCGAGAUCCGGUGUCGUACGCUUUACUACUUGGACUCGUGCAUGAGACAUGGGAACUAUAGUGCUUCAUAUGAAGCGGCUGAACCUGACUCCCACAUCGUCGACCUGAACACGGAACUCGUGCAAUGCGACGAACUGCUUUCGAUCAGCUUGCCUAAGAAAGCGAGACAAUUUGUGUUCGCGGGGCUCGGUCAGUUAAUGGAGCAUAUGAUGAUCCAUAACGCUAGGCAUCUUCAUCUACCCAACGACUUCGGCAUCAAGAAGGUCCUGCGCAACAUUUCAGCGCUGCAACAGAGUAUCAAGACGCUCAACAGCGAUCAGCAAGAUGCAGACUUCGAACGUGCCAAACGCUACUACUCGAUGUUCUGGAUUUCUCCACAGGAAAUGUUGAACGGCAUCAAAAAGCAACAGCUUUUCAGCUUUGACGAAUACCAAACCAUGCUCAACCUCCAAUGUGGCGUCGUGCCAGGCGAGCCCGGUGAAAAUGCGCCCAAGGCUGCAGACAGGAACUACAGCAUGUAUAUCAUUGAAUUGCACGGCAUGGAGAUUCAAGGUUCAUAGCGCACGAAUCGCACCUUCCAUUAGUCCAGACAUACAUACCCUAAUCUAGUGCUGUUUGACAUUUGGUUUCGCUGUCGUUCACUACCCGUAUUGUAUUGUUAUUUU
Messenger RNA from Coprinopsis cinerea okayama7#130, 3864 nucleotides. Its product is annotated as Sec8 exocyst complex component specific domain-containing protein. Bases 1 to 3759 code for a protein of 1252 amino acids. Gene Ontology annotation, cellular component: exocyst. Gene Ontology annotation, biological process: Golgi to plasma membrane transport; exocytosis. Lineage: Eukaryota; Fungi; Basidiomycota; Agaricomycetes; Agaricales; Psathyrellaceae. The record is from RefSeq and is a predicted model, not a curated record. The transcript is spliced from 16 exons.